AUGGCAUCCCAAAACGUACUGACGGCCCCAUCCACCACGGAGCAGAAGCUUCAGGUCAUCAAUCUCGCUGGGGGUAAAAUCCCAGCCACCUUGACCGAGGCAGACCUCGGAAAGCAUCUUCCGCAGAAGGCUUCCAAUGCUCCGUCCGAUGGAGAGCCCUCCUACACAUGUGUCACCCAGCGCAAUCCUCCACAUUCUUCUCCAGCCGCCAUCAUGGUUGGCCUGUUUGAAGAGAUUCCACGCUGGAAAACUGGCUCCGUCAUUAAAUUUGCCACCUACUCCGAUGGCUAUCCCGCGCCUGGUGAUGCUAUUUACGCGGCCAACUGCCUCAUUGAGGCUGCCGAGGUAUGGAACUCGGCAAGAGUCGGCGUCACGUUCAAGUGGGUGCCUAAGGUCGACGAUGCGGCAUUCGUCCUCGCCUACGGUGGCGAGUUAAGCACCGUCCUCGCCAGCGCCUUCUUCCCCAGCAAUAGCGACCUGGAGCACCUGUUCGUGUACCAGCAUGGUUUCGACAAGACCGAACAGAACUCUAAGAAAGGCAAGUACAGCAACUACGGUAUCAUGAAGAAUGUUUUCCUGCACGAGCUGGGUCAUGUCUUGGGCUUGAGACAUGAGUUUGCUAUGAACCCGGACACCUAUGAAGGAGGUGCAGUCGUUAUGGGAUCUGCGAAUCCCGAGUCCGUCAUGAGCUACGUCUUUCCACCUGAGCUGCAAGAGUCCGACGUCAAGGACACCCGAUACUUUUACAAGCAUCCCCUGAUCGUUGACUACACUCCUGACAACUAA
Molecule: messenger RNA, 786 nt
Organism: Cordyceps fumosorosea ARSEF 2679
Lineage: Eukaryota; Fungi; Ascomycota; Sordariomycetes; Hypocreales; Cordycipitaceae
Product: Metallopeptidase, catalytic domain protein
Exons: 1
Coding region: 1-786 (261 amino acids)
Biological process (GO): proteolysis
Cellular component (GO): extracellular matrix
Molecular function (GO): metalloendopeptidase activity; zinc ion binding
Source: RefSeq, a predicted model, not a curated record